Messenger RNA from Haliotis rufescens (red abalone), 605 nucleotides. RefSeq names its product multiple epidermal growth factor-like domains protein 10. The transcript is spliced from 4 exons. Lineage: Eukaryota; Metazoa; Mollusca; Gastropoda; Lepetellida; Haliotidae. Bases 50 to 418 code for a protein of 122 amino acids. The record is from RefSeq and is a predicted model, not a curated record.
UGUGUGCAUACCCAAGAUUGACGUCUGUGGUUCACUUACAGACCCAGGUAUGGCGUCUCGUACAGUGAUUUUUGUAUUGAUUGUAUAUCUCUCUACUUUGCCCUCUGCUAUUGGCAGCUGUCCUAACGGUACAUACGGAUACCAGUGCGGCUACAGAUGUAACUGUGACCAAGACAAGUGUAAUUCUACUUCCGCCUGCAGUCCGUCAGCCUGUCACCCAGGAUGGUCUGGUCCGACAUGUCAGAAACAUAAUGUUGCGAGGGAGAAAGCUUCAUCAUCCAGUCGAGAUGGCAAUUACCCGUCAUCCCGGGCCACGGACGGAAGCACUGCAAGCUGGUAUCGUGUUUGUAUAGAAACAGCGCCCAGCAACCCCAACUGGUGGCGUGUGGAUCUCAAUGACACAGGGCAUGAUACGUGAGGUCUCCAUCUACUUCAGGACUGACUAUACACUAAGGAGAAAUGGCAUCCAGGUGUAUGUGACCAACUCGACUGAUGCCCCGAGUGGUCACAACUGCUACAACGUAACAGGAGGAAGCAAUGGAAGUGAGAUUGCUGACGUCACGCGGGCACCUUGCUCUGGCACGGGACACUACAUUUUACUUUAC